AUGGCGUUCAUGAUGCCUGUAGUGAAGAACGAUUGGGAUAUUUACCAUUCUCAGCGGACUCGACGGACAUCGGAAUCCGCGGAGAAGGUUGUGGUCGGAGGGCGUGUGCGGAAGGUGUCAGAGUCGAGAUCGGAGGGACCGAUUAUGUCGCCACGCAUGGGGGCUGCCCUAAGCCCACACCGGAGUACUCCAGCGAUGAGGUCACUGUCAUACUGUCGUGCACCGCCUUCACGGGCGUCCUUGAGGGCACAAGACAGCCCCAAGGGCUCGGCUAGCCCGCCAAGUGCAUCUCGCGACUCGGAGAAGUUCCAUAGCAGGGCGCGCGCGGAGUCCCCCGAGCACUCGCGAUGUGGAGCCUGCAUGCCCUACCUGUGA
Messenger RNA from Parnassius mnemosyne (clouded apollo), 375 nucleotides. The record is from the annotation of a GenBank genome assembly. Lineage: Eukaryota; Metazoa; Arthropoda; Insecta; Lepidoptera; Papilionidae.